This is a messenger RNA of Equus caballus (horse), 5566 nucleotides long. NCBI's taxonomy places the organism in Eukaryota, Metazoa, Chordata, Mammalia, Perissodactyla, Equidae. The record is from RefSeq and is a predicted model, not a curated record.
GGCGCAGCUGGCGGAGGAAGUCCGCGGCCUGCUCGGGCUCGCGCUGCCCUGGGAACGCCGGGACUGGGAGGCUGGGCGGCCCGGGCCCAGCGGCGGCGGCGGCUGGAGCCCCGGUCCGGAGCGCCAUAUGAGACGGUUUAAGCGGAAGCAUCUUCUAGCCAUCGACUGCCAACAUUUGGCUCGGAGUCACUUGGCUGUGGCCCAGCCCUUCGGUCAAAGAUGGACAAACAGAGAUCCGAACCACGGUCUCUAUCCUAGACCCAGAACAAAAAGAGGGACUAGGGGUCAAGGAUGUCAAAGACGCAUCACUGAAUUCUUCCUUGCUGGCCGGCAGCGGUGCACCAAUGACAUGGCCAAAAGCAAUUCUGUGGGCCGGGACAGCUCUAAGGACUCAGAGGGUGAAAUGAUCUUUGCUGCAGAGAGCAAUUGUGCUCUGCCUCAGGAAGGGGAUGGAGAAGCAAGGCUGGGCUCAUCAGGGUCUGCUCUGCCUGCCAGGAAGCGGUCUCGGUCCUUUGAGGACGAGAGGAAUCAGGCUACAGGGACUAGUCAUUGGGAUGGGGUUUCUAAGAAAACCCCACGGCAUCAUUUGUCUCUGUCAUGCACAAAGCCCACAGAAGCCAGGCAAGAAGCAGAGGACUCUCUAUCAUGGCUCUCUGCAGAAUCUGGAGAAUCCAGCCAAGAAGUGGAGGACAUUGGUCCUGAUCCCAUUCCCGACUCUUACUAUGGGCUUCUUGGGACCUUGCCCUGCCAGGAACCCCAGAGCCACAUUUGUAGCCUGCCCAGUGAGGUCCUGAGGCACAUCUUUGCUUUCCUCCCCGUGGAAGAUCUCUAUUGGAAUCUGAGCUUGGUGUGCCAUCUUUGGAGGGAGAUCAUCAGUGAUCCACUGUUCAUUCCUUGGAAAAAGCUGUAUCAUCGAUACUUGAUGAAUGAAGAGCAAGCCGUCAGCAAGGUGGACGGCAUCCUGUUGAACUACGGCAUAGAGAAGGAGUCCGAGCUGUGUGUGCUGAACCUCAUCCGCUACACAGCCACCACUAAAUGCUCCCCAAGCGUGGAUCCUGGAAGGGCGUUGUGGAGUCUGAGGGAUCAUCUCCUCCUUCCUGAGGCGGAAGCGUGCGUGCGUCAACACCUCCCUGAUCUCUAUGUUGCUGCCGCGGGGGUCAACGUGUGGGCUCUGGUCGCAGCCAUUGUCCUCCUCUCCAGCAGUGUGAAUGACAUCCAGCAGCUGCUCUUCUGCCUCAGGAGACCCAGCUCCACCGUGACCAUGCCAGACAUCACUGAGACCUUAUACUGCAUCGCCGUGCUUCUCUACGCCAUGAGGGAGAAAGGAAUUAACAUCAGCAAUCGGAUUCACUACAACGUUUUCUAUUGCCUGUAUCUUCAGGAGAAUUCCUCUACUCAGGCCACAGAAGUUAAAGAGGAACCAUCAGUUUGGCCAGGCAAGAAAACAACCAUCCGACUUACGCACGAACAACAGCUGAUCCUGAGCCAUAAGAUGGAACCUCUCCAGGUGGUAAAAAUCAUGGCAUUUGCAGGCACCGGGAAGACCUCCACCCUGGUCAAAUACGCCGAGAAGUGGUCUGAGAGCAGGUUCCUGUAUGUGACGUUCAACAAGAGCAUCGCGAAGCAGGCCGAGCUGGUCUUCCCCAGCAAUGUCACCUGCAAGACCUUCCACUCCAUGGCCUACGGACACGUUGGGCGGAAGUACCAAUUAAAGAAGAAAUUGAAUCUCUUCAAGUUAACGCCCUUCAUGGUCAAUUCUGUCCUUGCGGAAGGGAAGGGAGGAUUCAUCAGGGCCAAGCUAGUAUGUAAGACCUUGGAGAACUUCUUCGCCUCGGCUGAUGAGGAGCUGACUAUUGAUCAUGUGCCUAUUUGGUGUAAGAACAGCCAAGGACAGAGGGUCAUGGUUGAACAGAGUGAGAAGCUGAAUGGUGUCCUUGAAGCAAGCCGACUUUGGGACAACAUGCGGAAGCUGGGGGAAUGCAAAGAAGAGGCUUACCAAAUGACUCACGAUGGCUAUUUGAAACUCUGGCAGCUGAGCAAGCCUUUGCUUGCCUCUUUUGACGCCAUCUUUGUGGAUGAGGCCCAGGACUGUACCCCAGCUAUCAUGAAUAUCGUUCUGUCGCAGCCAUGCGGGAAAAUCUUUGUAGGGGACCCACACCAACAGAUCUAUACCUUCCGCGGUGCAGUCAAUGCUCUCUUCACCGUCCCUCACACGCACGUCUUCUAUCUCACACAGAGUUUUAGAUUUGGUGUGGAAAUAGCUUAUGUGGGAGCUACGAUCUUGGAUGUCUGCAAGAGAGUGAGGAAAAAGACUUUGGUUGGAGGAAACCACCAGAGUGGCAUUAGAGGUGAUGUCCAGGGGCAGGUGGCCCUGUUGUCCCGGACCAAUGCCAACGUGUUUGAUGAGGCCGUACGGGUGACGGAAGGAGAAGUACCCGCGAGGAUACAUUUGAUUGGGGGGAUUAAAUCAUUUGGAUUGGACAGAAUCAUUGAUAUUUGGAUCCUUCUUCAGCCGGAGGAAGAACGGAGGAAACAAAACCUCGUCAUCAAAGACAAGUUUAUUAGAAGAUGGGUGCACAAGGAAGGCUUUAGUGGCUUCAAGAGGUAUGUGACCGCAGCCGAGGAUAAGGAGCUUGAAGCCAAGAUUGCAGUCGUGGAAAAGUAUAACAUCCGGAUUCCAGAACUAGUGGAGAGGAUAGAAAAAUGCCAUAUAGAAGACCGGGACUUCGCAGAGUACAUUUUGGGCACCGUGCACAAAGCCAAAGGCUUGGAGUUCGAUACCGUGCAUGUUUUGGAUGAUUUUGUGAAAGUGCCUUGUGCCAGGCACAACCUUGCACAGCUGCCCCACUUCAGAGUCGAGUCGUUUUCUGAGGAUGAGUGGAAUUUGCUGUAUGUUGCAGUAACUCGUGCCAAGAAGCGUCUCAUCAUGACCAAAUCAUUGGAGAACAUUUUGACUUUGGCUGGGGCGCAUCCUUGGAACGGGGCCUGGCAGGUGGUUGGCGCUCCAUGAGUGUUUGUCGAGUGGAUGAAAGGAGCACCCCGUCCCGUCUGAGGCCAGACACGGCCCGAUUGCAAAGACUCCGGAUCACACUGCCUCGGUUCACAUUCCAGUUCUUCCGCUGGGGCACUUUGUGACGUUGGGCAAGUUACCUCUCACUCUGCACUCCUGUCUCCUGAUCUGUAAAGCUGGCGUCACGGCCAUGACUGCACCUCGGGGGAGGUGGUUGGAGAAGGCGGUGAUGCGCUGAUGCAAUGACGGCGUUACGGUCCACCGGGGGAAACAUAGGGGAUUCUCAAAGGCAGUCACCUUUCUUUGAGACCUUGAACUCCAGAAGGGGUGUCAAGGGGAGAACUGGCCUCUGAGGAGGGCUGUGUGGUCACGGCAUGCGUGCAGUCACGCAUUCAGCAGUCCUCGUGCAGCACUGCACCUGGCAGAAGUGCUCUUGAGUCCUGUGCUUCCUCGCCUCUUAGCUCUGUAUGUGGAGGUUAUGGAGGAGGAGAGAGACUCACUGUUGCCUGGCGAUUGCGAGCACACGCCCUGGACUUAGGCAGGCCGGGUUUGAGCCCCGUGUCUGCUGCAGUCCAGCUCUGCGAUCUUAUAUGUAAGUGACCUCGCUUCUCAGGUCUUGCUCUCUCAUCCAUGCAGUAGAGACUAGGACAGUGUCGCCCUCGGGAAGUCGUUGGCGAGACUUCCGUGCACAGUGCUGUAUUAGCAAAGGAACCAGUGCGUUUAGAAAUGAAACAGCCUGGCAUCCCAUGCCUUUGAAUUCCUGAAGGCCAGGGCUUCCACUGAAGCUUUGGGUUCACGGUGCUUUUCCCCCUUGUGAUGGUGUUUGCGACAGCUGGUAGUGGCCCUCUGCCAGCACCUGACGCAGUUUGAUGCAAGCCCCUUCGCAGUCCCUUGGGUGAUGGUGUUUCCUUACAGUUACUGGUCUUCACUCCUGUGAAAGUAUUGGACACCUAAGACAUCACUAAAAGGGGGGCUAGACUACUUGAUGCACGUGUUCAUUCAGUGACGAAUAUUAGAUGUCUAGAGCCCCUGUUAGAUUCCAAGCACUAUAGUUAGUGCUGGAGGUAUAGGUAACGAAACCAGUAACGUGGUCUGUGAUCUCAGGGAAUUUAGUCUAGGAGAAAGCCGUUAGGCGGCUUUAGAUCCACCAGCAAGAUCUGGGGAGUCGGAGAGGGUGCCACGCUACGUGUCAUGUAAUCACACCUUGGGACAGAUGGACCUUGUCUCUUCUCCACAGCAUUGUGUCUCUAAGGGCACCAAUGAUUGAUUGUGUUUUCAAACUAACUGUCUAUAUAAGAAGAUUUAUUUUUUUCCCCUUAUGUUUGAGAUUUUAAAGUUUUGGGGUUUUUUUCUUUAGCUUUUAGAAAUUGUUAGGCUGUGAAAUGACUCUCAUUUGCCCAAAUGGGAUCCCUUCUCAUCUUAAAGAUCCUAUUAAUGAAUGGGAAAUGGAAGUUCUCCCCGAAGAGGACGUUCAGUAGCCACCAGGAUCUUUACUGUGUGGAAUUUGAUAAACUAACUCUGAAAUUUCUAUGGCAGGAUAAUAGUCAAGUUAGGGAAGGACGAGGAUGGAGAAUUUUGGAUGGAUAUUUGGACUGAGUUUGAAGAGAUGUAAUUAAAGCCAUCUGGUUUUGGUGCAGGAAGAGAUGGAGCUCAAUGGAAAAGAUUAGAGUCCCCGGAAGGUCACAUGGGUAGUGGGAGCCUUGUAUGUAAUAGGGCAGUAUUACAGACCGAGAGGAAAAUUAGCAUUGUCAGUCUGUAGCGUUGGGGUAAAGUUCAGUUCUUAACCUCAUAUCCUCAUAAUAAAUUCCAACUGGAUUAAAGACCUCAAUGUGAGAAAAAAAAUUAUAACUGUUAGAAUACCACCUUAGGAUAAGGAAUUAAUAAGCAUGACAUAAAAAUAGGAAAUUAUAAAACAGGUCAAUCUGAUUGCAUCAAAAUGUGCAACUUCAGUGUGAUAAAAUGAUAGCUAACAUUUAGUUAACCCUUCAACAACAUCCUUUGAGAUGCAGUUACUAUUAUUUUGUCAGUUUUACAGAUAAGGAAACUGAGGCACAGAGUAGUUCAGUGACUUGCCCAGAGUCGCACAGGUAGUGAGUGGAUGGAUGGGGCUGUGAACCUAGGCACUCUGAUCCUGGGCCUGUGCUGCUUUGCAUAAAGUUAAAAGACCCACCAUAGAGUGGAAGGAGUUGCUUUUUUCAUCCAUUCAGCAGAUGCUUACUGAGCGCCAGCUAUGUGCUAGCCACUGUUCUAAGGCCAUGGCAGUGAGCAAGACAAAUCUCUGCUCUCCCGGAGCUUAUAUAACUGCAGAAAACAGGACUGGCAGUGGUCAUAAAGAACCACAAAUUCCUAAGGAACAGAUAACCUCACGGGUUCUCUCUGGGAUGCAGCCUGACAGGGAGAAAAGGUAGAGAAACGUGGGGAAAACCGAGCAGUCAGUGCUUUUCUCUCUCUAGGACUUAUAUACAUCUAAAGAGUGUUUCCAGCUCCUUAGCUACGGGAGUUUCCAAGAAGCAUGUGGCAGCGGUGUUGCUGUUAUUCUCUUUCUCACCCUUCCCU